Molecule: messenger RNA, 558 nt
Organism: Podospora pseudopauciseta
Lineage: Eukaryota; Fungi; Ascomycota; Sordariomycetes; Sordariales; Podosporaceae
Exons: 2
Coding region: 1-558 (185 amino acids)
Source: RefSeq, a predicted model, not a curated record
AUGGGCAACACGCGGCUCAAGAUGGUAGGGGGCGCCACAACUUCGUCGUCCAGUACCCUCGACAGACCAAAUUUGAGCCGCCUCACACGACGCUCGCAUUCUCAGAGAUCCUCAGACCCAGGCGAUUUACCUCAUGUGUCUCCUUUGCCCAGCAACCCGCUGGAUGUGAUGGAACAGGGGUACAUGGCGGAUGACCAUCACAAUUCUCGACAUGCGCAAGAAAAGGGAUCGGAGAAGAUAUCCUACCGAAGAAGUGCUAUCACGUUUAUCAGGACUAGCUGGGCUUCUUUUGUAUCGUGUUCGAAAUGGGCAGUACGAAUAUUGCUAGGACAAAAUCCGGCGUGGAACAGUGCGAUCAUGGUUCUAGCGACAUACUUGGGUAUCCUGGUGGCCAUCUCUAGCAUCUUUGGAUGGCCGGUGCUGCCCUUGAUACGCAUCCGAGGGCGACAGGGGUCGUCCGUAAUACCGUUUGGAGGGGGGAGUCUCAGUCGCGCUCGCCCAUGUCAUACAACCACCAUCAACAACUAUUCUCCGACUACUAUCAACAAUUACGUCUAA